CGAGAGAGAGAAAAAAAACAGGAAACAAAAAAAAUCCACCGCUCCCGAGGCACGGCGGCGUCGAGCGCGCGACACCUCCGGCGGCUCCACAGUGCCGGCGAUCGAGCUCCGCCCGCCCGCGGAUGCUCCGGGCUCGGCGCAGUAAGGCCCAGGAAUCCACGCUCGUAGCCAGAUCUCGGGGUGGUGCUCGGAAGUGGAGUUCGUUCGGUCCCUGCCUCCCUGGUGGGGAUGGGGUGGUCCGCCGGGCUGUGGUGGCUUUUGGCGGCGGUGUGGGUGGUGGUGGCGGCGGCUGCGACGGCGGAGGGUGAGGUCGCGGUCGGGGCGGCGCCGAGGCGGCACGCGUACGCGUCGAUGAUGUACAUGGGCACGCCACGGGACUACGAGUUCUACGUGGCCACGCGCGUCAUGAUGCUGUCCCUGCGCCGGCUCAGCCCCAACGCCGACCGCGUCGUCAUCGCGUCCCUCGACGUCCCGCCGCUCUGGGUUCAGGCACUGAAAAAUGACGGGGUAAAGGUGGUCUCUGUGAAGAAUUUGAAAAAUCCUUACGAGAAACAAGAAAAUUUCAACAGACGAUUCAAAUUGACUUUAAACAAGCUGUAUGCAUGGAGCUUGGUUUCAUAUGAGCGAGUUGUUAUGCUUGACUCUGACAACAUUUUCCUCCAAAAUACUGAUGAGUUAUUUCAGUGUGGUCAGUUCUGUGCUGUCUUCAUCAAUCCCUGUAUCUUCCAUACAGGUCUUUUUGUGCUUCAGCCCUCAAUGGAUGUUUUUAAGAACAUGCUACAUGAGCUAGCGGUUGGACGUGAAAACCCAGAUGGGGCAGACCAAGGCUUCCUAGCUAGUUAUUUCCCGGACUUGCUUGAUCAGCCAAUGUUCCAUCCACCAGCUAAUGGUACAAAACUUUGGGGUACUUAUCGCCUCCCCCUAGGCUACCAGAUGGAUGCAUCUUACUAUUAUCUGAAGCUUCGCUGGAGUAUUCCAUGUGGACCGAACAGUGUGAUUACAUUCCCAAGCGCUCCAUGGUUUAAGCCAUGGUACUGGUGGUCUUGGCCUGUUUUACCUUUGGGGCUCUCUUGGCAUGAACAACGUCGUGAAAACCUAGGGUAUUCAUCGGAGAUACCACUAGUAUUAAUUCAGGCUGUACUGUACAUUGGAGUCAUAGCAGUGACCCGACUUGCGCGGCCUAGCUUGUCGAAGAUGUGCUACAACAGAAGAAUGGAGAAAAACACUAUGUUCUUGCUCUCCCUUCUCAGAAUAGUGGCAGCUUGGUCCAUACUUGCUGCCUACACCAUACCCUUCUUCAUCAUCCCAAGGACCGUGCAUCCGCUGCUUGGCUGGCCCCUCUACUUGCUCGGUUCUUUCUCACUUUCCUCCAUUGUGAUCAACAUUUUCUUCCUCCACCCGAUCACCGUCCUCACAACAUGGUUUGGAUUCAUCGGCGCACUCGUGGUGAUGGCCUUCCCUUGGUAUCUAAAUGGCGUCGUCAGGGCCUUGGCAGUGUUUGCGUAUGCGUUCUGCUGCGCGCCCUUGAUCUGGGCUUCUCUGGUCAAGACAAUGAGCUCCUUGCAGGUCCUGAUCGAGAGGGAUGCAUUCAGGCUCGGAGAACCUAACCAGAAUGCCGAGUUCACAAAGCUAUACUGAGGUGGGCACGGCAGAUACGUAUGGUUGGCCACUUCUGUUGCUCGGUUUGGACAGCUAUCUCCAUUCACGUUGGCAAAUUCUGAUGGGCAAUUUCAAUUGUACAAGUAAAUCUGCAGCCUGGGAGCAAGAGGAGUUGUAUCUUGUGGAACCCAUCAGGAAAACCUCAAGAACCCAUGGUUGUUGUUGUCUUGCACAUGUAGGUGACAAUGACAUACAGGGGAAAUUGGUGCGGGAACUGAAGAGGAACGGUCUGGGGCCAGUUCUUAGCUAUUUUGAUUUAUUGUUCCUCGGAAAGGCCAAGCCAUUUUUGGCUUUGUUUUGUACUGUAAAUGAUAUGAUCGGUUUCGUCACCAAUGAAGAAGGGUUGGAAGUUC
Messenger RNA from Zea mays, 2012 nucleotides. RefSeq lists its product as uncharacterized. Lineage: Eukaryota; Viridiplantae; Streptophyta; Magnoliopsida; Poales; Poaceae. The transcript has 5 exons. The record is from RefSeq and is marked validated. Gene Ontology annotation, molecular function: glycosyltransferase activity. The coding region runs from base 229 to 1638 and encodes 469 amino acids.